Messenger RNA from Oryzias melastigma (Indian medaka), 1388 nucleotides. RefSeq names its product proprotein convertase subtilisin/kexin type 1 inhibitor, like (gene pcsk1nl). NCBI's taxonomy places the organism in Eukaryota, Metazoa, Chordata, Actinopteri, Beloniformes, Adrianichthyidae. The coding region runs from base 106 to 1086 and encodes 326 amino acids. Gene Ontology annotation, biological process: negative regulation of endopeptidase activity. The transcript is spliced from 5 exons. Gene Ontology annotation, molecular function: endopeptidase inhibitor activity. The record is from RefSeq and is a predicted model, not a curated record.
CCCCCCUCUUUUCCAGUUCCUUCAUAGCCCCUCCCUCUGCUGUGACGGCGUCAGCCCCCACCCCAGCCUUCCCCGUCAGAGCAGCAUCUGCAGUCCGUCUGCAGCAUGGCGUCUCUCGGCCUCCUGCUGCUCGGCGCCGCUCUGAUCUCUGCUGCUCAGACAAUUCCUGCAGGUCACGGUCAAGGGCGUGGCUUUGAUGUAUCAGUGGGUGGAGCCUCACGCCAUCGCCGACAUGUGCCUGACCUGCUGCAGUACGAGGACAAGAUGAUGUUCUAUCCUUCGGCUCAGACAAAGGGCAGGGCCAACGACCUGCUCUACCAAUCACAGGCCUGGGGGGACAGGGGGCUGGGCCAGGCUCUGCAGCGAUUGGUGGAGAGAGAUCAGAGGAGGGAGCAGGAGGAGGACCAGAAAGCAGCUUACCUGGCAGCUUUGCUCCGCCUCCUAAGCAGUGCUGAAGGUGCAGGACUGUGGGAUGUGGAAGUGUUAGAGGAUGAAGAGGACAACCAGGAGGAUGUUGUCCCAGACUACGAUGAAACUGGGAGGGGACUGAGCUUCAGGAGGCCCCCCGCCGGCUGGCAGAGGCUCGUGGAGCCGCGGUUGGCUGAGGCCUUGCUGGACAGGAUGGACCUUCAGCUGUUUCAGAGUCUGCUGCAGAGAGCUGGGAAAACACGGGAGGUCCCAUCCAGACGAAGCAGCGAGCAGGACACUCUCAGGAGGUUGGUUGCUAGAAUACUUUCCACCAUGGCCCCCCCAGCCCCCCCAGAGGAGGCUUCGUACAGCCGCAGACGGAGGAAGAGGGACCUGUCGCUGCAAACCGCUGAACCCAUGGGCUCCACCCGCCGUGCCCUUAGUGACGUGGCCUCCCCGGGGCCCAGCAUCGACCCCCCCCUCCUUAGGGUCAAAAGGCUUGAGGGGGAGGAUGACGAUGAGAAGCCCCUCCCCUACGGGGCCACACUUCAGAGGAUUAAACGCAUCGACACCUCGGCUGAAGAGAGAAGUCCUGGGAGUGGUCGGCACAGAAGAGCUGCUCUGAACUACAACCCCAAAGUACUGCGGGAUCAGAUUCUGGAGUACAUGCGGGGCUGAGGGAGGGAGGGGGGGGUCCUGCUUCUGUCUGUCUGGUUUCUUCUUCUGCUGUCAUGAAAUGUGCGUCUGUGUAAGGCUCAACGUUAGCCCAGGUCCUCUGCAGGUGUCAUACCCCGUCACGUCCGUUCCAUAGAAACAGCUUCUGAGAUCCAGCUCGGUCUUUGUAAUCACUAUGGCCAUCACAGUUAGCCAGUAAAAAGUCUGUAACCAUGGCAACAGAUUCCCAGCUCUGUCAUUGGUUGCUCCCUGGGCUGUGAGGAGUCAUCUGCUGUCACAGUAAGAAAUAAAGUGAGUGAAGUCCA